This is a messenger RNA of Beauveria bassiana ARSEF 2860, 1101 nucleotides long. RefSeq lists its product as uncharacterized. The record is from RefSeq and is a predicted model, not a curated record. Bases 1 to 1101 code for a protein of 366 amino acids. NCBI's taxonomy places the organism in Eukaryota, Fungi, Ascomycota, Sordariomycetes, Hypocreales, Cordycipitaceae. The transcript has 2 exons.
AUGAUCAUGCGACGAGCACGAUUCUUCACUUUGUUGGCCGGUUUGAUCGCCCUGGCCAACCCUGUUUUGGGCGCGUCGGCCUCCAUCACAUCCGUGAUCCCCAAGCAAGCGCAUCAGUGUAUCCGCCUAUGUGCCUGGUUCAACUACCAGGGCAAUCUUCCUCUGGCUUUAGGCUGCGCCGACCCCUACGAGAAUGACUGCUACUGCCCGACUGCCACGGAAUCCGUCAGCAAGGCCAGCGUGGCCAUCGAAAAAUGUUUGUCCUCGCGCUGCGCUGCCGGAGACUACACCCGCGACCUCAGCUCCAUGAAAAGCAUCUAUGCUGGUUACUGUAAGGAUGCGGGAUACUCGCAGGAUGCCGGCGUCCUGGGCUACAAGGCUGCCGACCCGACUCCCAGCACCACCAGCGAUAGCGUCUCCCAGUCCAGCGCGCAGACUGGACAAAAGACGGACAGCAGCCAGGCUUCCAGAACCACGCAAAAGACAAUCGUCACACAGACCAAAGCCAGUGGCGCUGACGGCACUAGCUCUCCAGUCGUCGCGCAGGAAACAGAAACGGUGUUUGUCGAUGGGGCGAGCGGCCAUGGCAGCUCCGGCCCGUCCACCGCCGUCAAAAUCGGCGUGGGCGUUGGAGUUCCCAUGGCUGUGUUGCUCAUUAUGGCUGGUGUCGGGAUACUCGUGUGGCACAAACGACGGGCUGCCUCACGAAGCAAAACGGAGAGCGUCGUGGCAGAGGAGAAUGGCGGCAGUCGGAAACACGAUAGUGGGCUCGACAAGGAGGUCGGAGCCAUCAAGGUUAGCGAGCACCCAUUGACGCGAGCCGAGCUGUCAGCGAAAGAGAAGGCAAUAAUUGGGGGCGAAGCGGUCAAUGGAGGCGAGCAAGCUGGUCCGUAUGAAAUGCGAGAGGUUCAUGAAGUGAAUGGAAUUCAGCGCUCCGAAUCGUACGAGGUGUAUGGUGGUCCUAUGAUGGGGGUUCAUGAGGCGCACGGCAAUCAUAUGCAUAUCGAGCUACCAGAGCAGCCACUUUUGCCGAACGCUGCUGCUGAACUUCCUGGUAGCGAUGUACAGACACGACGCGUUGGAGAUGGACACAUUGUGUAG